AUGUCACACACUGUGACCAUUAUGAGGACAACAACAACAUCAUCUAGCAACGUCAUGUUCGUCAACAGUGGCUACCUUGGAACACUACCAGGAUUGCUCAAGCUUGCCCAAUUGUUGUUGGGAGCGGCUUGCGUUGGUGUGGUUGGGUACUACUUGGAGCCAGGUUUCUAUCGUUACAAUGGUCAAAAGCCUGAACUCUUUUAUUUCUUGGUGUCGGUAGCCUGUCUCGUCGGCACCUUCUGUCUACUCACCUCGUGCCUUGUGUCACUAACCACUGCCACCAUGAUAUCAAAGACUGUUUACGAGGUGAUCUAUCACGGUGUGGCCUUUAUUUUGUACUUAGCGGCGGGUCUCACACUAAUUAUUGAGGUUAAUCAUCAAAAAAGUAGUUACCGUAAAGAUUAUGAUCCCUAUUUGGCUGCUGCGGUGAUGGGCCUCGUGAUGGCGGGACUGUACCUACUAAGUACCUUCCUUGCAAAUCGUACCUACCGCGGUAUUUAA
This is a messenger RNA of Parnassius mnemosyne (clouded apollo), 501 nucleotides long. Lineage: Eukaryota; Metazoa; Arthropoda; Insecta; Lepidoptera; Papilionidae. The record is from the annotation of a GenBank genome assembly.